GCUCUUCAUCAGACAGAUAAAAGAUCUGGUGGAAAACCCCUCCAACCCCAUGAGAGGUCCCUUCGCUUCUUGAAUCGACGACCUGAUUCCCGGGAGAUCUCAUGAUGCCCAACGCGUUCCAGCAGAAAAAAGCCCAGCAAAUGCUCCUCCUCUGCCAAGGAGUGAACGGGAUGAGAAAAGACGGCGAAUCCGUGGUUUGGAAUCACCACAAGCAAGGCUUCCAAGAACUUGACAAAAUGGCUUGUGCAGCAGACAGCUGCAUACAGUUCACGCGCCACGCCAGUGAUGUCCUUCUUAAUCUGAACCGGCUGCGCAGCAGGGACAUCCUCACAGAUGUUACCAUCCUGGUCAACAGACAGCAGUUUCGUGCACACAAGACUGUUCUCAUGGCUUGCAGUGGGCUGUUUUACACCAUCUUCACUGACUCCCACAAGUGCAACCUUAACGCCAUCAGUCUGGACCCAAAGGUGGACCCAGAGGGCUUUGCCAUCUUGCUGGAGUUCAUGUACACUUCCCGUCUCACACUAAAGGAAAGUCUCAUCAUGUCCAUCAUGAAUACGGCCAUCUAUCUGCAGAUGGACCACGUCGUGGACACUUGCCACAGAUUUAUCAAAUCCAGUGAUCCGACUGCCAAGCUGCCCAGAGAUGAGUUUCUGGUCAGUCCAUUGGUGUUGCCUCAGGACGUCCACGCGUAUCGACCCCAUGAUAUUGUUGACAGCCUGCACAGCCGCCUGGCUCCGUUCAGGGACGGAAGGCCCUAUGGCACAAACAUGUUCAGCAGCGUCAGCACCCCCAGUAACUACCACCUCUACGGGCAGUUUCCCAUGCCGGGAUUCCCUUUCUCGCUCUGUAAGCUGACUGAUGCCAAAAACGCUUUCGCUGACCUCUCAAAGAGUGGGAUCCACCACAAACACUGUCCUCCUCAUGACGGCGUCAAUGGCAUCAGGGCAGACUAUGCCAGAGCUCUUGGUACCGGCUCCUCUGGCAUUAUUCACUCAACCACCUUUGCUUCCAGAGAAAUAGGAAGAGACAAUGAGAUUAGGAAGGAGGGGCACGAGGGCCAGCUCAUUGGCCUCAGCUCAAGAAAGCGCACAUUCCCUGUGUUGACCCUUGAGCACCAGAAAGACUUGAGCAAAGAGCAUGGUUCACAGGCAGAGGACGACCUCAUCCAUCAGCACUAUCCUUUGGGAAUCUCUGCCGGGCGCAAGAGUCUCAUGAGCAGCCCUCAGAGUCCCCUCAAAUCAGACUGCCAGCCCAACUCCCCGACAGAGUCCAGCAGCAGCAAGAACGCCGGCCUCUCCCACAUUGGCGGAGGGCAAGUGACGCAAGGUACGCCAGACCCUAAGGCUCGCAACUGGAAGAAGUACAAGUUUAUCGUGCUGAACCAAAGCGCGAAAGAUGACGAGGCAGGGCUGAGGGAUCCCGGGCUCCGCUCCCCGCAGCGCCUCAGCCUGCAGCCCUACAUCCACCCUGGCGACUCCGAGAGCCUUGACGCUCAAGCCACGAGUAAGAGCAGCGACCACGGCGAGGACCUACCCGUGCCACAGGCCAGCCGUCUCAACAACAUCAUCAACAAUGCGCUCGAGGGGUCACUGAGGAACGGCGACAGCCACCCUCCCCACUACCUGAACCGCCUCGGCUGCUCCACCUGCGGCUCUCAGUCCCCCCAACACUCCAACGUCUGUCCCAACAACCCCAGGUCACGCCUCUCCGAAGACAUGACGGAGCUCCACUCAGAGUAUUCAGACUCCAGUUGUGAAAACGGUACGUUCUUCUGUAACGAAUGCGACUCCAAGUUUGCCGACGACGAAGCCCUGAAACAGCACAUGCUUCAAGUCCACAGCGACAAGCCAUACAAGUGUGACCGCUGUCAGGCCGCUUUCCGCUACAAGGGCAACCUCGCCAGCCACAAGACCGUCCACACAGGAGAGAAGCCGUAUCGCUGUAACAUCUGUGGUGCUCAGUUUAACAGACCAGCUAACCUCAAGACUCACACUCGCAUCCACUCAGGGGAGAAGCCAUACAAAUGUGAGACGUGUGGAGCUCGUUUUGUACAGGUCGCUCAUCUUCGUGCCCAUGUGUUGAUCCACACCGGUGAGAAGCCAUACCCAUGUGAGAUCUGCGGAACACGCUUCCGUCACCUGCAGACGCUGAAAAGCCACCUGCGCAUCCACACGGGAGAGAAACCCUACCAUUGUGAAAAAUGCAACUUGCACUUCCGCCACAAGAGCCAGCUGCGGCUGCAUCUCCGACAGAAGCACGGCGCCAUCACCAACACCAAGAUCCAGUACCGCAUGUCCACAGCAGAAAUACCUACCGACCUGACAAAGACAUGCUAGGCUAAGCUAAAAGAGGGGGACAAAAACAAACAAAAAAAAACCAAACGGUUACCUUGGAGGCAGUCUUGACCCUGGCAUUUAACGACCCCCACCCUCCUACAAACUUGUACAAUCAUCCAAAAUAGUAGUGCCACACUGUGUUUUUGAGACAAUUCAAUUGGCCGCGUCUGCCAUUCUAAACGGGUUUCCACUACAUGUGAUGCUAGAGCCACUUAUGGUAUCUUAGUCACUUUAUGAUUUCUUUAUAGAUCUAAUUAUAUAAAUAUAUAUAUGUAUGUUGGGAGUGUUUUUAAGAUUUGAAGGUACGUAUAUAAAGCUUUAUUUUCUUGAGAAGGAUGAAAUGUAAACAAUGUGUUGUUUUUUUGGGGGGGGAAAUACAGUAUUUUAUAUCAGAGAACUUACUUUUCUGAAAGUAUUGACAAUUUUGACAGGUGGUACAUAUAUUUUAAGACAAAAUAAACAAACAGGCUUUGUGGCUAUAUAAAUUUGUCUAGACAUUUUUAAGCGUAUGUACAGACACGUAGGCGUAACAGGCAGGAUGGGUGGGGCGCAUUGGGAUUGGAUGGAAAACGUAUCGGACGGCUGCUGCUGUCUGACAGUUUUGUGCAUGAGGUAUUUCUUACCGUUGUCGGGCAGACCACGUAAAUAUUGUGACAUAUUAUGUUCUAUCUGUGCGAUUGCUCUCUGCUGGCAGAGCCAAUCUAAGCGUUUUUUGAACUGCAUUUCUGGGUACUGCUUUGUAAUGACCAAGAAAAAAAAAAAGCAAAAAAAAAAAAGAAAGAUGUUCUCAUUUUGUUUUUCUGUUUGUUUUUUCCUCUCUUUUUUUGCUUCAGAUGUGUUUAUAUAUAGAUGUGACUUUAGGUUUUUGUUCAUUUUAGUUGUUUUUUUUUCAUAAGUGAAAGUUUACAGUUCUUGCUCUUUGUUCCAGAUCCUACCGUAAACUUGUGUCGAUGUUGAGCUUUUAUUUGACCUUUUUUUUGUUGUUGUUUGUAGAUACACUGUGUAUUCAAUGUGCCUUUCUCUAAGCUGGCUGACCUCUUCAGGGUUCAGACCAGCUCUAUUAAAGGUACAACUCAAGGACACCACUUGUCCUGAUUCCCAGUAUGUGUGUGUGUGUAUGUAUAUAUUUCUAAAUACUUGUCUGUAACCUUACAACAUGAAACUUUAUCAUUGUAAAAAAAUUCAAGACUUUUUUUUUUUUUGGAUUGGGUUUCUUUUUUUUUUUUAAACUGCAUUAAAAUUAUUGUACAAUGUUAUAAAUGUAUGAAUGUAAAAUAAAGGUACUGGAUUUCUAUGUA
Xiphophorus hellerii (green swordtail) is the source of this 3637-nucleotide messenger RNA. RefSeq names its product BCL6A transcription repressor a (gene bcl6aa). Bases 102 to 2339 code for a protein of 745 amino acids. Gene Ontology annotation, biological process: regulation of transcription by RNA polymerase II. Gene Ontology annotation, cellular component: nucleus. The record is from RefSeq and is a predicted model, not a curated record. The transcript has 10 exons. Gene Ontology annotation, molecular function: protein binding; DNA-binding transcription factor activity, RNA polymerase II-specific. NCBI's taxonomy places the organism in Eukaryota, Metazoa, Chordata, Actinopteri, Cyprinodontiformes, Poeciliidae.